GCCAUCCCGGAUGCGCAAGCUCAACUUGGAGCAACUUUAAGGUCUGAGCAGCCGCAGGCCCGCGCGGACCCAGAGGAAGAAGGGGGCCAACAAGAAGAUGCCUCGUCCCGGCCGCAACACGUACAGCGACCAGAAGCCGCCCUACUCGUACAUCUCGCUGACCGCCAUGGCCAUCCAGAGCUCGCCCGAGAAGAUGCUGCCGCUGAGCGAGAUCUACAAGUUCAUCAUGGACCGCUUCCCCUACUACCGGGAGAACACGCAGCGCUGGCAGAACAGCCUGCGCCACAACCUCUCCUUCAACGACUGCUUCAUCAAGAUCCCGCGGCGGCCGGACCAGCCGGGCAAGGGCAGCUUCUGGGCGCUGCACCCCAGCUGCGGGGACAUGUUCGAGAACGGCAGCUUCCUGCGGCGCCGCAAGCGCUUCAAGGUCCUGAAGUCGGACCACCUGACCCUGCCGCAGAUGCCCGCCGCCGCCUACAACCUGGGCGGCGUGGCGCAGCCCUCGGGCUUCAAGCACCCCUUCGCCAUCGAGAACAUCAUCGCCCGCGAGUACAAGAUGCCCGGGGGGCUGGCCUUCUCCGCCAUGCAGCCCGUCCCCGCCGCCUACCCGCUCCCCAACCAGUUGACUACCAUGGGCAGCUCGCUGGGCACCGGCUGGCCACACGUGUACGGUUCCGCCGGCAUGAUCGACCCGGCCACCCCCAUCUCCAUGCCCGCGCCCAUCCCCGCCUUGCUCUCGAACUCGCCCCCCUCCCUCAGCCCCACGUCCUCGCAGACAGCCACCAGCCAAAGCAGCCCCGCCACUCCCAGCGAGACGCUCACCAGCCCCGCCUCGGCCUUGCACUCGGUGGCGGUGCACUGACCCCGCGGCGCCGGCGCCCCCUCGGGUUCUCCAUCCCGCUAGCGCCCUCGCAGUACCUGGCUCCUCGUCCUGCCCACCCGGACACGGGGCCGCCGCCCUACCGAGUCAACUCACUUUCAGCCAACCGUCUCUCCCCCGCGAGAACUUUGUUUUGGACCCGGAGACAAAACACAAACUUGCGGAGGGGCCUGGAGGCGCGUGGGAGUUGUUCUCGUCCUCACAAGAGGGGAAGGCAGGGGCACCUGAGCCUCGCUGUCCCAUCCCCGGGGCCCUGGAAACCCUCCCGUGUAAGAGGCAGGGGAAAUCCUGCCUCCCGCCUUCACCGAGAGGAGCGCGUCUUCCCUCCGCCAGCACUGGCGGGGCUCGAGCCUCCGCACAGUUUGUUCCAAGACCAGAGAAAACGGCUCGGAGGUGUCCUCGAACACAUCUCCCCUGAGGGCCGCCGCCUCCCAUCCGAGGGCCGGAUCUCUCUGUUCAAGUCUUGGAAAUCUACUACGAAGAGAGACCGCUCAUCUUCCUGCCCCGCUCGCCUCCGCCCAUCCGGCAGGGGCUGGGCGGACCGCAGCUUCCCGGGGUAGCGGGCCUGCCUCCUCGGCUUGCGCAGAAUUUUUUGCUUUGGGUUUUGUGUCCUGCCCGAGGCUCUGGGCGUUGGGAGUUAGGGGGAGAGGCUGCCGAGCUGGGGAGGGGACGCUUGUCUUGAACACAAGCAAAACAAAACUAAAUGUAACCUUGUAUUGUUUACAAAGCGCCCGGUAAAGUGUAAACAGUGGACUUGAAUUUGUAUUGCUUGGCGGGCGAGGGGGCCAAGCCCAUUUUACAAGUACCUGUUGUAAUGUGAAUGUUUACUCUUUAUUUCUGGCCAGGUUUAGGGGAGGGGAGAGGGGGAGGGGAGAGUUAAUUGGGAUGUUAACUUUCCGGUUACUUAGAUACCUUUAUAGCUAUUUAUUUUAUUGUUGGGAAGGGGGGGGGAAGAAAAUGAAGUAAGCCCAAACUAAGAAAGCAUCAAGGGCAACCCUAGAAGAACUGAGAUAAGCUGACUGGUUACUUGGAGGAAAUGCCACCGGAUAGAUCUCCCAGGGACAAGUCCUUCUGUUUGCUACAAGUUUUCCAAGAAGCUAAGGGCUGCAAG
Myotis davidii is the source of this 1991-nucleotide messenger RNA. RefSeq names its product forkhead box B1 (gene FOXB1). Gene Ontology annotation, molecular function: DNA-binding transcription factor activity, RNA polymerase II-specific; RNA polymerase II cis-regulatory region sequence-specific DNA binding. The transcript has 3 exons. The record is from RefSeq and is a predicted model, not a curated record. Bases 98 to 862 code for a protein of 254 amino acids. Lineage: Eukaryota; Metazoa; Chordata; Mammalia; Chiroptera; Vespertilionidae. Gene Ontology annotation, biological process: regulation of transcription by RNA polymerase II; cell differentiation; anatomical structure morphogenesis.